This is a messenger RNA of Capra hircus (goat), 3137 nucleotides long. It is a transcript of the gene TMC8, whose product is annotated as transmembrane channel like 8. Gene Ontology annotation, molecular function: mechanosensitive monoatomic ion channel activity. The coding region runs from base 709 to 2841 and encodes 710 amino acids. The record is from RefSeq and is a predicted model, not a curated record. Lineage: Eukaryota; Metazoa; Chordata; Mammalia; Artiodactyla; Bovidae. Gene Ontology annotation, cellular component: plasma membrane. The transcript is spliced from 16 exons.
GGCUCUGAAACAAGUCGCUGGGGCGGGGCGUGAGUGGACCCGGUUCCUGAGCGCUUCCUAUAGGCCAGGCGCCGGGCCAACUCGGCUCAAGUGCAGAUGAUGGGAGGAGGGACGUUGAGAAAUACCGCCAGGGCCGGCAGCUCCAAGUGAUGGGAUCCACCCACUAAGUUUUUGUACUCUCGCGCCUUGCGAGCCCAGCGCAGCCCGCCGGGGCUCCCCGCGAAUAAGGGGCGGGGCUCGCAGCCUGCCGCCCGCAGCACUGCGGGGUCAGACCCUGGACCCAGACACCGUGUCGCCAGCCCGGGUGCCCGGCGGAAAGGGGCAGGGCCGGACCCCAGCGCAGCGCCCAGCCGCGGCGCCUCUCACCUGCCCUCCCGCGCCUCGCACCCCCGCAGGAAGUGCGGGCCUCGGUGCAGAGCGGAGAAACUGCCGGAGAUCGGGGAGAGCAGAGUACAGAGGGGAGAGGCGGCGACCAGAGGGUGGGGAGCUACGGUUCCUGUCAUGUGACCCCCUCCCCUCGACUCUCGCAGCCCUGCCCGGCGUGGCGGGAGACGGUCGGAGGACGGUCUCCUCCGGGCGCUUGGUCUCUGGACUCCAGGAUUUCUCUUCAUUACUGACCAUGCCAGGGCCAAGACUGUGAGGCUCCCUCAACAACCGCCCCACAUCUCUCCCAGGCGUUGCCGCCCCAACUUCCACCCCACCGCAGAGAUGCAGAGGCAGUGGUCGCUGCAGGCCCCGGGGGAGCCAGAAGCCGAGCCAGGGGGCGAGGAGCUAUGUGAGCAGGAGAUGGAGAGGCUGUGCCUCUCCCAGCAGCCGGUGCGGGUGCUGCCGUACGCCAUGGUGGACAAGCGCUUUAUCCGGCAGCUACGGGAGCCCGAGGGGGUGAAGACCUCCUGCUGGCAGCAGUGGCGUCGCAGGCGGCAGACUGUGGGCCGGCGACUCGGGGAGGCAGCUCGGCGGCUGACCCGGGGCUGUGGGCUCUGGGAGGGGGCUCUCUACGAGAUCGGCGGCCUCUUUGGCACUGGAAUCCAGUCCUAUUUCACCUUCCUUCGCUUCCUGCUGCUACUUAACCUGCUGAUCCUGCUUCUGACCAGCGGCUUCGUCCUGCUGCCCCUGGUCUGGCUCCGGCCCCCUGACCCAGGACCGGCUCUGAACUUCACUCUCCAGUGUCCUGGUAGUGGCCACCUUCCCCAGCCCGGUGUUUCCAAGUUCAACAAUCUUCUCUGGAAUGUUUUUACCGGCAGGGCCUUCAACAACACCUAUCUCUUUUAUGGAGCGUACCGGGCGGGGCCCGAGAGCAGCUCGACUUACAGUAUCCGCCUGGCCUACCUCCUGAGCCCACUGGCAUGCCUGCUCCUCUGCUUCUGUGGGAUUCUGCGGAGGAUGGUGAAGGGGCUGCCACAGAAGAUGUUCCUGGGCCAGGACUACCGGUCGCCUCUCAGUGCAAAGGUCUUCUCCUCCUGGGACUUUUGCAUCCGGGGCCAGGAGGCCGCCACCAUAAAGAGACAUGAGAUCAGCAAUGAAUUCAAGAUGGAGCUGGAGGAGGGGUGUCACUUGCUGCUGCUGCAGCAGCAGACCCGGGCUCAGAGGGCCUGCCACCUGCUCACUUACCUGCGGGUCAACAUCCUCAUCGGGCUGCUGGUGGUUGGAGCCAUCAGCGCCAUCUUCUGGGCCACCAAGUACUCGCAGGACAACAAGGAGGAGUCCUUGUUUCUGCUGCUCCAGUACCUUCCCCCUGGGGUCAUCGCCCUGGUCAACUUUCUGGGUCCCCUGCUGUUCGUUUUCCUGGUCCAGCUGGAGAACUACCCUCCCAACACUGAGGUCAACCUCACCCUUAUCUGGUGCGUGGUGCUCAAGCUGGCCAGCCUGGGAAUGUUCUCCUUCUCGCUGGGCCAGACUGUGCUGUGCAUCGGCAGAAACAAGACCAGCUGUGAGUCCUACGGCUACAACGCCUGUGACUACCAGUGCUGGGAGAAUUCGGUGGGGGAGGAGCUGUACAAACUCAGCAUCUUCAACUUCCUCCUCACGGUGGCCUUCGCCUUCCUUGUCAGCCUGCCUAGGAGGAUGUUGGUCGAGCGGUUCUCUGGCCGCUUCUGGGCUUGGCUGGACCGAGAGGAGUUCCUGGUGCCCAAGAACGUGCUGGACAUCGUGGAAGGGCAGACGGUCACCUGGAUGGGCCUCUUCUACUGCCCCCUGCUGCCCCUGCUCAACAGCGUCUUCAUCUUCCUCACCUUCUACAUCAAGAAGUACACCCUGCUGAGGAACUCCAGGGCAUCUCCUCGGCGAUUCCGCGCCUCCAGCUCCAUCUUCUUCUUCCAGCUGGUACUCCUCCUGGGCCUGCUCCUGGCUGCUGUGCCCCUGGGCUAUGUGGUCAGCAGCAUCCGCUCUUCCUGGGACUGUGGCCUCUUCGCCAACUACUUGGCCCCCUGGCAGGUGGUCCCUGAGCUAGUGGCCCUCUGGCUCCCACCCCCCAGCCAGCGCAUCCUCUACUACCUCGGCUCCCACGCCUUCAGCUUCCCGCUUCUCAUCCUGCUCAGCCUUGUCCUGACCGUGUGCAUCUCCCAGUCCCAGGCCAGUUCCAGAGCCAUCCGGAGACUGCGGAAGCAGCUGGUGUGGCAAGUCCAGGAGAAGUGGCACCUGGUGGAUGACCUGUCGCGGCUGCUACCGGAGCCGGGCUCCGGCGACUCUCUGGGGCCUGAGUCCCCUGUGUCCCGAGGAUCGCGCCCGAGAUCCUUCUGCCCCGGAUUUCCGUGCCCGGGCUCCCCGGGACCCAGGCCCCGCCGGCCAGGAUCCUCCCUUGAAGAUCCCCGGGUUGCGCGGUGUCUCAGUCCCCGCCCAUAGAUUCCGCUUCUCCAGCGGUUGGGAGCUGUAGCACUUAGCCCCCCCACCACCACAGCCCAGAACUUCGCCAGGCCCCCACGUGCAGCACCCCCACCUCCUACCCCCUCGUCCCAUGCUCCUGAUCCCUGGUUCCCUCUCAGUGGACCCUCCAACAGGGUGUCCUAAGGUGGGGUGCAUACACCCAGGGACAGCAGGAAGAAAAUAUGGGAACUUGUAUUUAUAUUUUUAUCUCUGUCCUUUGAAGUUUUCUAUUUUUGUUAAAGUUUUAUAAUAUACAUAAUGUAUUAGCAUAGCGA